Messenger RNA from Fusarium proliferatum ET1, 1149 nucleotides. RefSeq lists its product as uncharacterized. The coding region runs from base 1 to 1149 and encodes 382 amino acids. NCBI's taxonomy places the organism in Eukaryota, Fungi, Ascomycota, Sordariomycetes, Hypocreales, Nectriaceae. The transcript has a single exon. The record is from RefSeq and is a predicted model, not a curated record.
AUGUCGAUGAACCCCACUGUCUCUCUGCAGACGCUUUCGGCAGCUGAUGGGUUCCUCGCCGGGCUUAUCUAUCUCAGUGCAACAAAACAAGCCACUGCCCAAAACCGAGCCACUGGUCUUUUUACCCCCACAAUCCAAUCGUGGAGAUGCCUCGAGAUGAUUUGGGUCAGUCUCGAAACUGUUCAGAAUCGCAUGUUGGAGCUAGUUCCUAGAUUGAGUCUCCGAGGUAUCGACAAUACCCUUGACUCUUUCAUCAGCCCUAUAAUGUUCUUUCAGGCCGCUGUUUUGUCGCUCCGAAGCUCUUUGAUUGGCCGACCCCCGAGCACUUUGGGGGACGUUGUUGCUCUCCUCUGUCUGUCGCACGUAAUUUUGGGUCAACUACGAAGCAGCCAAAAUUCGGCGAUGAGUAAUACUACACUUAACAUUGAUCAAUGGGGAAGUGCCAUCAGCAUAUACGAUCAUCGACAAGCAUUCGCCAGUCUAAUUCGGGCGUUGUUCCCGGAAAUAACGACCUCGACCCCGCCUUCGAGCUUACUGGACCCUGUAACGGCGGCGGACGCCAACGAUGUUCUGCGCUUAGCCAUGUACCAAGAUACACCUUCUGAACCACCACCUCAAGAAAGAGAGCUCUUGGGCUCUCUUCCGCAAUACAGCGAUGUGGUCCCCAGCUUGCUCAGCCUCAUUGUAUCCCAGCAUACAGACCAAACAGCGUACAACGGCUGUUGCACCUUUGGGGAGACAGGGUUCCAGACUUUAGCUCUGUUAGAUCCACACGGAUCGGCCCUUGUCGCUAACUUUACGCUAUUUCUGGAGCGAUGCGGAGACCUGUUCCAGAACCUUUCCGGGAGUUGCGUAACGGCAAUGAACCAGUACUCACCUUCGUCUGUUCUCAAUCGGGCAAGGCCCCAAAGCAAUGAUGUCAGCUCAUACUUGCAACGCAUGCGACAAGAUGGGUCCUUUCAAGAUCCAUCCUCAAUGGGUAUUCUUUCCAUUGUCGAUACAUUCGUCCAGCUUGGGUACCUGCAAACGCCCAAAGAUGUCCAAGUCUACAUGAUCAUUGUUGGCAAGGUACAGAGACGCGAUACUGAAUAUGACCUUGACGCAACUGACGCGAGAUCUAGGAAAUUAUACCCGACAGCGAAUAUGUAA